Rhopalosiphum padi (bird cherry-oat aphid) is the source of this 787-nucleotide messenger RNA. RefSeq names its product chromatin accessibility complex protein 1 (gene Chrac-16). Gene Ontology annotation, molecular function: protein heterodimerization activity. Bases 230 to 667 code for a protein of 145 amino acids. Lineage: Eukaryota; Metazoa; Arthropoda; Insecta; Hemiptera; Aphididae. The record is from RefSeq and is a predicted model, not a curated record. Gene Ontology annotation, cellular component: nucleus; CHRAC. The transcript has 4 exons.
CGUUUGGAUGAAAUAAGUAAAAUGUGGUUAUAAACUUAUAAUUAUAUCUUAUAUACUAUAUAUAUAGGUAGUUCAUAAUCAUUAUAAGACUACAUCAUUACUGUACAGCGUACGUUUAUACAUAUAAUUUUAAAGGUUGCUACUUGCUAUUCCUUGUUUUCAAAAAAAUCUUUCAUACAAUUUUCGAUUUACUAGUUCUGUGUAAUAUAGUUGUUUUACAACAUUAAUUAUGUCAGCUUUGAACAAUUCUAGUACUAGUACUGAUCUAAAUGAUUCAAAUAAAGACAAAUCGAAAACGCCAAGGUCUAAAGACAUGCAUUUACCUAUAUCAAGAGUACGUACCAUCAUGAAGAGUACACCAGAUAUUGAAAAUAUAGGAUUACCGUCAUUGCAUGUCGUCACUAAAGCAACGGAGUUAUUUAUACAAAAACUGGCACAGGAUGCACUUAAAGGACAAAGACACUACAGACAUUUAGAAUAUAAUGAUCUUGCCAGAGCUGUUGAAGAAAAUGAAAAUAUGUAUUUCCUAAGAGAGGUUUUACCUAAAAAGAUUACCAUGGCUGAAUACUAUAAAUUGGUUGGUAAAGAAUCCUCAGAAGAUGGCGAUGACAAUGAUAACAGUUCUCAAACAUCACAUUCUUCAUCGUCUUCAGUAUCAUCAGAUUAAUUAUUUAUAUUCCUUAACAGUUAACUAUUAAUAUGUGUAGUUACAUUGGUUUUUUUUCAUUUUUUUAUUUAUAAAUUAUUGUAUAAAUAUUUUAAUAUUAAAGUACUCAUUUUUAAGUUA